Messenger RNA from Pseudo-nitzschia multistriata, 2255 nucleotides. The record is from the annotation of a GenBank genome assembly. NCBI's taxonomy places the organism in Eukaryota, Bacillariophyta, Bacillariophyceae, Bacillariales, Bacillariaceae.
CCAAAACCAACCCAGCUCUGUUUAAAAAAAGACAUUCAAUUUAACUUGCCGAGGAUGCUAGUAAUGGUUUGUCGGAAAAUGAUUCCGUCGACACCCGUUGUUGGUCUCGCCGCUGAAGCACAGAUUCCAUCAAUAAUCGGUAUUGCUCUUGCCGUUGAAGUUUAGGGAACUUGGAGGACAAUGACGACCGAAACAAAUGACGAUGGCGUCGGAAACUACGACGGAGCAUUUUUGGGCGGAAAAGUUUGGCGAUCGGACCCGUCCCAUGGGAUUAUUAAGUCCACAUGGGUAAUUCUGGCGUUCUGGAGCUUGUUAGCUGUGUGGUAUGCGGAAGCUUUAUUGGCAAGAUUGCCCUGUGGAGUUACACUGUUUCAAUCACAGCUUCACAGCGGCGACAGUGGUCGUUACGAGUACUUUGAUUACGACACUUGCGUUCGACAGCAAAGGAAGCAACUAGAUGCAUAUGACUCUUCCGUAAUCGAAGAAUACAACGACACCAAAAUUGAGAAUUAUGUCAAUUAUUAUCAUCAUCACAAUUUGUGGCUUCGGCUUUUCGAAAGAACCAUCGGACUGUCACCCGAUAUAACAGUACAAAUUGUGGUCGUUGCGACUAUUUUGUAUUUGUCCGCGUUGGUGUUGUUCUUGGAAACCAACCUCGUUACCAAGGGAAUCAAUGCAAGCAAGAGCUGUUGCUAUGACGAUAUGUUUUGUGAGCCGAACCGCCGCCGGCAUCCGACAACUUCAAACAGAGCAAAUCAAAAUAGUAGCGGAGAUGCUGUGAUCCAACGACCGGGAAAUACGAUCAGCAAUGUUACGUACUUUGUGGCGUCGGUAUUGAUUUUUUCCUCGCUCUGUCUUGAAGGGCAACACGGAAAUGAGCUCUCUAUUUCAUCAUCAACAACGCUUUGGUAUUCCGAUGCACUGUUCGGUUGCAUGAUGUUUGCGUUGUCGGUGUCGUCCACCCUUUGGCAUUCCUGGAAUAUUUCAAUAGUUCAUUAUGUCGACUUGUGGUCCAUGGACAGCACUAUCAUAUACUUGAUACUGAGGAAUCUCAGCGUAUCGGUCUUUUAUCAUGCAGCUAUUAAACCCGGUGGCGACCAGAAUGGCAAUGGCGUAAGCAACGGAGGCUUGAACAGUGGCAGUGUUGAGUGGUUGAUAAUGACUGCGGUAGAAAAGUCAUCACUCAUUCUUGAAUGGCAAGUACUGAGAAGACCAGCAACCUUACUGAAUACAAACACUAAGGAUAUCGCAUUGGCAAUGGUGUACUCGUUAAUAAUUGCUCGUUUGGGAUAUUACUAUUUUUUCCAUUUGUGUUGGAAGCACAGGUAUUUGCAUGGCAGCUGCUUGUUCACGGUACGAAAACGGUUGUCUUCCACCGAACAAAAAAGCAACGUCUGGACCAAGGGUCACUUUCCGAUUGGGAUGGGUGAGGUGUGUGUAUUUGCUGCAAUGCCCGCCUUUUUUGUUGGCAUUCCUCUCGCCUUGCAGCUGCUGCUGCUGGACCAUACCUACGGUUCCAUUCGCGCCGGGAUGAUAGCACACCGGACGUUGGUAUUUGGAUGGUCCUACCGGCUGUUGGAGAAGUGGGCACUGGACGGUUCGUUCUGCGGGAUAUGGGGCAAUCAAGCAAAAGGCGGCGAACCAUCCUUUCCUGAGAGCGCCAAAGGUGUUCACGAAAACAAUAUUGUGCCGAUGUCAUCACCCUGGGGGACGCUUUUAAAUGCGCUGCUAUCACCGACGGCCAUCCUCCAUUGGACAACAGGCAUCACGUUGUUAGCAGGUUAUGUAUAUGCUAGGUCUGUCGAACAGGAAUGCCUCGUCUCGUUAUUGUGACUCAAACAUCCUUCGACAUGAUAAGAAUUGUAUCGAAGUACCAAUGAUUAUUCCCGAAGAAAAAUAAGUACAGCACAACCUACUACGACUAGUAGUACUAGGAUAAUCUUGCUGAAUAUAUUCCAGUUCAUGUUGCUCAAGAUAUCGCAAGUACUAAAAAGGGGAAGGCACCAAGGAGUUUUUGGAAUGCUAUCAAAGUAGAUGCCAGACAAGUACUAGGUGAAAGCAGCAGAAAUUUGAGUCACUUCUUCCAGCAAGAAUUGUAGAAGUAGUAGAUCCAUUACAAUCAUAACUGUACUACUAGUAGUAGUAGUAGUUACUAGUAGUAGUAGUACUACUACUAGUAUCAUCAUCUUAGCAACAGGGGAAGAGUCACUAUCAUAUGAUGGUUUGAUAUUUUUGGUUGGGGCUGUUUUGUAUUU